Messenger RNA from Marmota flaviventris (yellow-bellied marmot), 1286 nucleotides. It is a transcript of the gene C10H1orf174, whose product is annotated as chromosome 10 C1orf174 homolog. The record is from RefSeq and is a predicted model, not a curated record. NCBI's taxonomy places the organism in Eukaryota, Metazoa, Chordata, Mammalia, Rodentia, Sciuridae.
GGUCGAGGGGCGCGGGGUUGGCGCUCUGUGGAGGAGCGGCUGGCGGGGCGCGGGAGCUGCGGCGCCGCUCACACUCAUGAGGAGCAGGAAGCUCACAGGUGGAGUGCGAUCUUCAGCGCGCCUACGAGCCCGAAGUUGCUCUGGAGCCAGCUUGGCCCCUGCCCAGGAUGUCACUGGCUCCACGUCUGCCAAAACAGCAUGUCUGACUUCCUCAUCCCACAAGGCUGCAGACAGGCGGACUUCCAAGAAGUUCAAGUGUGACAGAAGUCAUCUUUUGAAGGUUGAAUUACAGAAACUAGUCCCUAAAAGUGACAGUGCUUCUUUGCCAAAAGUGGCACCCAAGGUCCCUUGUGAAAAUGAGUUUGCAGAAGACAGUAUGUUGCUCCUAGGCCGUGAGGCUGGUGUUGCUACACAGCAGGAGGCUGCAGCGCCUCCCCACAGCCCUUGCAAAGCUGCCAGUGACCCUUGCUCAGCAAAGACUGAAGAUGGUCUGUCUACGCAGGAACCUAGCGCAGGGGCAGGGGGAGAGGAGUCAAAUGGUUGUUCUGUGGGGCAGGACCAGGUGGCGCUGGAAAGAGAGGAUGUGCGGAAGCCACUGUUUCAGAUGGACAACAGCGUCUUUCUAGACGAUGACAGCAACCAGCCCAUGCCAGUGAGCCGAUUUUUUGGAAAUGUUGAACUCAUGCAGGACCUGCCUCCAGCCUCUUCAGCUUGUCCUUCAAUGAGCAGACGAGAGUUCAGAAAAAUGCAUUUCAGAGCCAAAGACGAUGAGGAUGACGAUGAUGCAGAAAUGUAGAGAAGCACAGAAUGAUUUCUCGACACAUUCAGGAUAGUUAACAGUUUGACAGUUUAGCAAAUUAUGCAAUUUAUAUACAGUGCAUCUCCAAGAGAAUGUCUUAAUCAGAUUUCAUCCCUAAGAGAACUGUGCAGAACACCAGAUGCCUGUGGGAGGUGUCCGUGCAGCCCUGCAGCUGCUGCUUGGGUGCAGGCAUCUUUUGUCACAUUCGUAUGCUGUGGUGCUGGCGUGGGUUAGUCAUGAGGGCUCGGUGCUUCCGUGUUAAGUGAGUAUGAUCUUUGUAAGGAAACCUUCCCUUGAGCUCCUUAGUUUUAUGAUAUGCAAGUUUUUUUUUUUUUUUUUUCCAUUAUCAGAAUCUAAUCACUCCUGAUCAAUUCAGUGCCAGUGCUUGCAGGAUUGUCAUUGCAGUGUAGAGCUAGUGUUGUUGACCUUGAAAUUUUACAAAAUACACAUGGGAAAGAAAUAAAAAUAUAUUUUGAAAAUUUUUAAA